UUGAAACCAUAAGGAAAAAGCUUUUCGAGAUCUAUGAUAUAAUUCCAGGUUUAUAUACACACACACAUUUCCGAGCGAACAUCUGCAGAUCUGGGUCGCGUCAUGUAGCGAGACUCGGUUGCGAGUGAUGAGGUUGGAGGAGCAACAUCUGGACAGCUGUGCGCUGAUGUUGAGCUGAAAGCACAGCCCCUGAUCCUGAUUCCUGCUUCCAGCCGAACUGAGGGGAAGAAACCGAGAGCAGCAUGUCCAAAGUGCUGAAGAGGAAGAAGCACUGGUCGGCCAAAGUGCGCGAGUGCGCCGUGUCGUGGGGAGGCGCGGGCGAGUUCGGCUCCGUGGUCGAGCUGCUCGGAGGAGCUGAACAUGGCCUCUUCCCCUUCCUCGGACACAUGGACCUCGACGCGCUCGUGUGUCACGUCGGCUCGCUGCCGUACUACGGGGACGUGCUGCUGGAGGUGAACGGGACGCCCGUGAGUGGCCUCACCAACCGAGACACGCACGCCGUGAUCCGGCACUUCCGAGAACCCAUCCGCAUAAAGACAGUCAAACCAGGCAAAGUGCUAAACACAGACUUGAGGCAUUAUCUCAGCUUGCAGUUCCAGAAGGGUUCACUGGACCACAAAUUACAACAAAUCAUCCGGGACAACCUUUACCUGCGUACUAUACCAUGUACAACCCGUCUACCCAGAGAGGGCGAAGUUCCUGGAGUGGAUUAUAACUUCAUCAGUGUGAGUGACUUUAAGAUCUUGGAGGAGAGCGGUUUACUCCUGGAGAGUGGAACUUAUGAAGGAAACUACUAUGGCACGCCCAAACCCCCCGCAGAGCCUAACUUGGUUCAGCCGGAUCUGGUCGACCAGGUGUUGUUCGAGGAGGAAUUUGGCACAGAAGUCCCACGCAAGCGCACUACUUCUGUCAGCAAGAUGGAUCGCAAUGACAGUGUUGUCCCUGAGGAGGAGGACGAUGAGGAGCGGCCAGCGCUACCAAACGGCCUUCCAGAGGGAAGUGAGGAGUGGAGGAGGCCUGUGCCCAGCUACACUCAGUCUAACAGCAGCAGCAGUGUCACUCGCGGAGGUGGCAGCAGCAGUAGUGAGCUUGUUCGCACCUGGAGUUCUCUCUCCAGAGACGACAGCCUCGAACCUCUACCAUACAACUGGGAGAUGGCCUACACUGAAACGGGCAUGGUCUACUUCAUUGAUCAUAAUACAAAAACCACCACGUGGCUGGACCCUCGCCUUGUCAAGAAAGCUAAACCACCUGAAAAGUGUGAUGAUGGAGAGCUUCCAUACGGCUGGGAGGAGAUUGAGGACGCACAAUAUGGCACAUACUAUGUUGAUCACAUAAACCAAAGAACCCAAUUUGAGAAUCCGGUGGUAGAAGCAAAGAAGAAACUAGUGCAGGAGGCUGCAGCUGCAGGACAGAGCCAAAAGGGGGCAGCACCUGCUUCAGGUGGUGAAGGGGGAACUCCAGGUUUCACCCGUGACCCGACUCUGCUGAAGGGCGAGUUAUAUCACACGGCCUUGAAAAAAAGCACUCAGGGCUUUGGCUUCACCAUCAUCGGAGGAGACCGACCUGAUGAGUUCCUGCAGGUGAAGAAUGUCCUGGCAGAUGGACCAGCUGCACAGGAUAACAAAAUGGCCUCUGGUGAUGUAAUUGUGGAGAUCAAUGGCACACUGGUGCUGGGUAAGACCCACAAUGAUGUAGUGCAGAUGUUUCAGUGCAUACCCAUCAGCCAAUAUGUGGAUAUGGUCCUGUGCCGUGGAUACUCCCUGCCCCCAGAUGUGCAGGAGGACAAUGAAGAGCUCCCCCCUCCGCCACCUCCUCCUGCUUCGACUGGUGAAGUAGUAACAGCUGUACCCCUCAUCAAUGGGCAGCCUUUGCUAGUAAAGGGUGAUGCUUUACAUGCUUCCUCCCAGGAGCUUCACUACCUUACUACUGAUGCCAGCGGGCGGCCUAUUGUGGCCGCACUACCUAGCAUUCCUACUGUUGCUGAUGAAAAGCCUGAAGGUGGAAUGCUGCAGCCAGAGCUGGUCACUGUGCCCCUAGUGAAAGGCCCAGGCGGGUUUGGAUUUGCUAUUGCUGACAGUCCGCUGGGCCAGAAGGUGAAAAUGAUCCUGGAUGCCCAGUGGUGCCGUGGCCUGCUCAAGGGGGAUGUCAUCAAGGAGAUCAACAGACAGAAUGUGCAGACAUUGAGCCAUGCACAGGUGGUGGACAUACUUAAGGAGCUACCUGUGGGAAGUGAGGUCAAUCUGCUAGUUCUGCGAGGAGGUCACACUUCACCAGUAAAAAGUCUUAGACCCAGACAGGAAAUAAGUGCCAGCCUAGAGACUCUGGACCAGUGCCAUGAUGUCGGAGCCCCCCAAGCGAUCACUUACUACUCAAGCACAUUACCCAGUAGCUCUCCGAGACGAGACGUCGCCCUCCGCCAGAACAAGCCCAAAAGCACUGUACAGGAGUCUCUACAGAGAGGAGUGCUUCAGUACAAAGAGCUGGAUGUGUUUAUAAAGAGAGAGCAAGAGACGGGAUUUGGCUUCCGUGUCCUUGGAGGAGAAGGACCUGAACAGCCAGUGUACAUUGGCGCCAUCAUACCCCAGGGAGCGGCAGAGAAAGAUGGCCGUCUGCGGGCAGGGGAUGAGCUGAUGGCUAUUGAUGGCAUCACGGUAAGGGGCAAAUCCCACAAGCAAGUGCUGGAUCUUAUGACCAAUGCAGCUCGCAACGGACAGGUGCUGCUGACCGUGCGCCGAAAGGUCAUCUUCAGGGACGUGCCUGGGGAUAAUGGGUUACGGAGCAUGGCUCCGGCGCUAAUGAACGGUUCUCCGAAAACCCCGCGUUUUCAAGUCCCAAGUGUUUUGGACCAUGAAGUAAUGGAUAUUACACUCCAUCGCAAAGAUACUGAAGGCUUUGGAUUUGUCAUUCUAACUUCCAAAAGCAAACCCCCACCUGGAGUAAUCCCUCAUAAGAUUGGUCGGAUCAUCGAAGGCAGUCCGGCUGAUAGAUGUGGUCUGUUGAGUGUGGGUGACCGUAUCUCUGCUGUUAAUGGCCGGUCAAUCAUCGAGCUCUCUCACAGUGACAUUGUGCAGCUUAUUAAAGACGCUGGUCAUGCUGUCACACUCUCUGUAGUUCCCGAGGAUGAAUACAAAGGCCCACCCUCGGCAGCCAGCUCAGCCAAACAAAGCCCUGCACUACAGCACAGGACACUAAAAUCCAGCACACAGGAGGAGAGGUAUACUCUUGAUCCAGAGGAAAUCAGGGAUGAGUUGGUCUGGGCUGAAUAUAAAAUGAUUACAGAUAAUGAAAAGGAAACACUAUGUGUAACAGGCUCCAAACAGGGUUGUAUUCUUGUUGAGUUAGAGCGUGGCCCACGUGGGUUUGGCUUCAGUUUGAGAGGAGGGACAGAGUAUAACAUGGGCCUAUACAUCUUACGAUUGGCUGAAGAUGGCCCCGCGCUUCAGGAUGGCAGGAUUCAGGUUGGAGAUCAAAUAGUAGAAAUAAAUGGUGAACCUACACAGGGUAUCAGUCACACCAGGGCCAUUGAGCUCAUCCAGGCCGGAGGAAACAAAGUCCUGCUGCUUCUGAGGCCUGGACAGGGACUUGUGUCUGACACCGGUUCUGAAGCACCAAAUCCAGUAGUCUCUUCACCUCUAAGCUCUAAAGAUGAUGUUUUCCUCACAGAGCAGCUGCCAUUUGAAGCUUCAGCCUUUUCAUUCUGCUCACCUCUUGUUCAACCUUCCUCACCUCCAUCAUCCAUUAGAAAGCAAGAGGAUAGAAUCAAGAGGAGCCCCUCUAUUCUUUCUCCAAACUGUGUCAAGUCCAGCUCCAGUCUUUCUCCUCGCACAAAAGGCAACAGCAAAAACAGGAGCAUAAAAACUCAAAACUCUGCUUCUCCCUCAACCUUGGAACCAAAAUGUAACAAACGAAGUAAGUCUAGAGAAUUUGAUAUUAACCCUGGAAGUACAGAAAGGAAACUUAAUGGUCCAUUCAAAACCAAAGAUAAAUCCCAUAACUCCCGUAGAUCCACAAAGAAUCUACAACACAGCUCACAAGAUUCCAUGAAACGCAAAAAGUCCAACAAACAGCAACUGAGCAGCACGAAAAGUCACAAACUAUCAAAAGAGUCAGGACAGGAAGUUAUGGUUAAUGGAAAGGAAAAUUCCACAGACAGGUCAGUCCGUAGAGAGGUCAAGACAGAUAGUAGUGAGAGGGUUGGAAGGGAUCGUUCACGAGGAAGGCAGAGAACCAAAAAGAAAGAGAACAGGAACAGUAAGAAUGGUGAAACAAAUAGACGAGAAAAAGUGAUAGAGGCGGAGGCAGUGCUAGAAGAAGAGGUGAAGCUGGAAAGCAUAUUGAGAAAGAAAAAUCAACUACAGGACACAAAGAAAGACCAAGACACCAGCAAAUCCAGAGCAAAAAAGAGCCGGAGUCGUCAUAAACACGAAGAAGAGGACAAACUACAGCAAAGAAAGCAUAAAGAACAACAGAGUGGUUCAAAGAGAAAAACACAUGGUAAAGAAAGGGAUAUAGAGGUAUAUGAUAAAGUAAUAGAAAAAGGGGACCAGAAUGAAUGUAAGGAAGAGCUCACUGUUACAGAUGAACUGGAUCAAAAUGAUCUUUGGACAAUACAGAGCUUUGCACGCAUUCUAACUCAUGAAGAGGUCAUGCGAGAUUUGUACGAGUAAUGGAAGGAUGCACUUCACUUUGUCGAAAGAACCAGCCUCUUUGAUUUUGUCAGUUAAUGUUCUGUCAUUUUCAAAACCAUGUUUACAAAGCUGCUGUACUCUGCCCCUCCCUUCAAACAGACACUCCUCCGAAAGAGUGUACCGUGAGUUUCAUCAUGCUUUCACCAAUUCCAUUAUUUCUCAUUUCAAUGCACAGAAUGGAUAAAAGCAGUAAAAAUAAGAGUUGCUGCUAUUCUGCUCUUAUCCUCUUCAUGCUGGGGACAGUGUUUACCGAGGAGAAACUUAGAAUAGAGUAUGUCUUCAGUAGAAAACAUCUGCUACAACUUUGUGGUCAAGUCAACAGGACCUCAGUUUUGGCCUAUUGUUUUCACUUUGACAGCUUUAAAAAAUGUGGAUUCUCUGCUGUCCAUCACAAUGCAGUUCAUUCAUAUGCAAUGAAAGAGACCAUACUUCCCUGCCGGUCACCAAAAUAACAUGACUUUUAUGCUUUGGGUUUUAUUAUAUGUCCUCAAGUCAUGUCGUCCCUGCUAUGAUUAUUGCCUUUAUUCCUGCAUGCAAAAACUACUCUUUUCCCUCAACUUACUUUGUUGCAUGCUUUUCAAAUAUGAGUUUCAACCACACUUUUAAUGAAGAACUUUUCAUAGAGGUUUGAGGCUGAAUUCUCUGCAGCAACUAGCUUUAAGAACUUUUGUAGACUGUUCUCUGACACUGACAUGCCUAAUUUCUUGAUCUUUAAAUCAUAUUAUUAUUAUUGCAAAAGACCAGAAACUUGUGCUUCUUUGCUGUUUCUAUGAAACCUCCGUUAGUUGUGUAUAAGCAUAGAGACAUGUAGCCAUAUCAACUCACUGAACGUGAUGUGUACAAUUACGUAAACACUGCGGUAGCUUUUACUUGGUAGCAUCUUUUUGACCCAUCGCAACACUAAUGAUACAUGCAGAAGUGUCUUCAAAUGUCUUGUGAUACUGGGUGUUUCAUUUUUUUUCUGGAUGUUUAAUUCAAAUGUAAAUGCAGGCAGUUGAGCCCCUGAACUGAUAAAAUAAUAUUAUAUAUAAAAUAUAUUUUUCAAAAGAUUAUUGUAAUUCACACUGCUCCAAAUGCCUCACACAUCUGUGUGAGUAGCAAAUGAUUCAGUGUAAUAAAAUACCAGUCUAUGGUAAGUAUACAAUGUACAAUGUCAAAAUAGGAAUAUUGCAGGUGUUGUGUCCACUGAAUUAUCAUUAUCAUUUAUAAAUCUUUAUUUAUUUUCAUCCAUGAAAAAAAUGUUGUGUAGCAUCAUAAGGGCUGAUUUAUGAUGGUAAGCUGAUGGACUCAUAAGGGGACAUGCUUCAUCAAAACCAAAGGAAUGGUGAACGUGCAUGUGUGUG
Clarias gariepinus (North African catfish) is the source of this 6034-nucleotide messenger RNA. RefSeq names its product membrane-associated guanylate kinase, WW and PDZ domain-containing protein 3. Lineage: Eukaryota; Metazoa; Chordata; Actinopteri; Siluriformes; Clariidae. The coding region runs from base 243 to 4670 and encodes 1475 amino acids. Gene Ontology annotation, biological process: signal transduction. Gene Ontology annotation, molecular function: protein binding. The transcript has 21 exons. The record is from RefSeq and is a predicted model, not a curated record. Gene Ontology annotation, cellular component: cytoplasm.